Molecule: messenger RNA, 3321 nt
Organism: Plasmodium yoelii
Lineage: Eukaryota; Apicomplexa; Aconoidasida; Haemosporida; Plasmodiidae
Product: ubiquitin activating enzyme E1 protein-related
Exons: 2
Coding region: 1-3321 (1106 amino acids)
Biological process (GO): protein modification by small protein conjugation; piecemeal microautophagy of the nucleus; autophagy of mitochondrion
Cellular component (GO): cytoplasm; phagophore assembly site
Molecular function (GO): Atg8 activating enzyme activity; Atg12 activating enzyme activity
Source: RefSeq, a predicted model, not a curated record
AUGGAAGUAAAUAAGUGUGAAAUUUAUUCAGAAGAGUUGGAAAAAAAACAAACAUAUGGUCAGGAAAAAGACCAAAUACUAAAACAUUGUUAUAACGAAUUUAAAAUAGAUAUAUCUUUUUUUUUAAAGCUACAUGAACAAAAAAUAAAUAUUUAUAAAUUAAAAAGUGAUUAUGUUAAUUUAAUUUCAGAAACAUAUGUGAAAAAAAUAAAAGUAGAAAAUAAAUACAAAGAGACACAUAAUUUAAACAUAAUUGAAUUUGACUAUCCGUAUAAGACUACUAGUUUUAUAGAAAUUAGCAAAAGCUCGUUUGAUGCGGACCAAAUAUGCACAGGGCUUCAGAAAAAUGACGGAAAAAAUGACGGAAAAAAUGACGGAAAAAAUGACGGAAAAAAUGACGGAAAAAAUGACGGAAAAAAUGACGAAAAAAAUGACGGAAAAAAGGAAGAGGAAAGCAAUAGGCAUAGUACAAAAUAUCAGGGGGUGCUUUUAAAUUUUAAUACAUUAGAAGAGUUCUUAAAUGCAAAUAAGUCAAAACAUAUUAACAAUUCAAUGAGCGAUAUAAUAUGUGAAAAUAAAGAAAAAAAAAAAGAAAAAAAAAAAGAAAGAAAAAAAUGUAUAUAUGAUAAUUCUUUUUGGGAAUAUAAACAAGAUGAAUUAAAUUUUUUUGAAAAAAUAAAUAAAUAUUUAAUAUUAAGUUAUUUUGAUUUGAAAAAGUGUAUAUGUUAUUAUAGCAUAUCAAACCCCGUAAUUAAACCCUUCGGACAUUUUAAAGAAAUCUUUCCAUCCAAAAGAUUACACAUAUAUAUGAACGAAAAAAAUGUGUAUCUAAAUAAAGAAGCAAAUGAAAUUAAUGUUAUAGACACAAUAUAUUUAUCUCAAAAAAUAAAUAACUGUUUUAAUAACCAUAAACCGUUUGUAAAAUCGAGAGUAUUCUUAUUGUUAAGAUUUAAAAGUGGCGAUGUGAGUGGCGAUGUGAGUGGCGAUGCGAGUGGCGAUGCGAGUGGUGAGUGUUAUUAUGAUGAGUUCAUAGAAAACAGUUAUGAAAUUUUAGCAAAUAUGGAAAAUGACGAAAAUAAUGAAUUUUACAAAAUAAAUAGUUUUAAAAGAUUAUAUGAAUACAUUUUUUAUGACAAUAUUAAUGAUAAUCAAAAAGAUGAAUAUAUUUCACAUUGUAAUAUAAUAAGAAAGAAUUUGAAUUUAAUAGUUUUACCAAUUAGUUGUUUAAGUGAAUUAAAAGAAGAAAUUGAUAUGUCAAAAGAUAAAAUUUUGAAAAAUAUAAAAAAAAAAUAUUUUGAUAUAUAUAUAUGUAUGAUUGAUCAUAAUAUUAUAUAUAAUUCACUAAAUUGGGAUGCUAGAAAUUUAUUAUAUUUUUUAACAAUUAAAUAUGAAUUAUAUGAUUUUGAAAUUAAGUUAUUGGCAUUUAGAGAUAUAGAAUUAUUAGAAGAUAAAAUACUUUAUUUAUUUAAUAAAAAUAAUAAGUUAAUUUUUAAAUGUCCUGUAUUUUCAAAAAAAAAUAUAAAUAAUAUUAAUGAUAAUUCUCAAUUUGAAUUUAAAGAUGUUUCAAAUAUUUUAGGAAUAAGUUAUUCUUUAAUAGAGACAAUAAAUUGUUCUGAAAAAAAAAAAAAUUUUAUUUUUGAAUUGGUAAAAGAGUGUAAUAAUUGGAAUGAGAAUAUUAACAAAUUAGACAAUAUCAAUUUGAAUAAUAAUAAUAAUAAAAAAGAUGUGAUGAUUAGAUUUUGGUUAAAUUCAUCAAUGUUUAGUAUAAAAAUUAUGGAAAUUUCUAAUUUUUUAAAAAUAAAUAAAAAUGUAGUAAAUUCUUUAAAAUAUGAAAUAAUACCAGGAUGGAAAAAAUAUAUAGAAAAAAAAAAAAAUAAAAUAAAAGAAAAUAUAAUAUAUGUUAUAAAUUUAAAUAAUUUUUUAAAUAAAAAUACAAUACAAAGAAUAUCAUUAGAAUUAAAUAUAAAAUUAAUAAAAUGGAGAAUUUUGAAAAAUUUUACAUUUGAAAAAAUUAAUAAUUUAAAAAUAUUAAUAAUUGGGUUAGGUACAUUAGGUUGUUCCGUUGCUAGAAAUUGUGUAGCAUGGGGAAUAAAAAAUUUUACAUUUAUAGAUAAUUCAAGAGUUUCUUUUUCAAAUGUUAGUAGACAAAGUUUGUUUAAUUUAGAAAAUGCAGAAUCUUAUAAUAAUAUUGGUGAAUAUAAAUCUAUAGCUGCUAAAAAUAAUUUAUUAAAAAUAUCACCAGAUUUGAAUAUUGUUAGUAUAAUUAUGGAUAUACCAAUGCCUGGACAUUUAAAUUAUUUAAAAAAUGAAAAUCUUUAUAAUACUAUAAAUGAAUUAGAUAAAUUAAUUGACAGUCAUGAUGUUGUUUUUUUAUUAACAGAUUCAAAAGAGUCAAGAUAUUUCCCAUCUUUAUUAGUAGCCGAAAAGCAUUACAAUUGUUUAAAACGGUAUAAAAAUUUGCCAAACUUGCCAAAUCUGUCAAACUUGCCAAAUCUGUCAAACUUGCCAAACCUGUCAACGCUUCAGAAUAAUACCAUUUGUGAUACAUCCAAAAUGAAUCAAUGUAAAGAUAUCACAACCCAAUAUACAGAAAACAUAACAUAUAAAAAUUAUAUGUAUGGUUUAAAUGAGAAUAUAGAAAAUGUAAACUCUAAAUCGAUUUCAAAUAAAAAAAAUGAAUUAAAUAAUUAUAGAAAUAUAUUUUAUAGUAAUAUAUUAUCAACAAUAAAUCAAAUAAAUAAAAUGCCACCUUUAUGUAUAUCAGUAGCAUUAAGUUUUGAUUCAUUUCAAGUUAUAAGACAUCCCUAUUUAUAUUUUAAAAGUGGCUGUUAUUUUUGUAAUGAUAUGAAUUCACCAACCGAUUCGAUAAGUUAUAGAACGAUAGAUGAAAAAUGUACUGUAACUAGACCCGGUAUUAGUUUAAUAAGUAGUAGCAUAGCAACAGAAUUGUUAAUAUCUUUAACACAGCAUCCAUUACAAUUUUCUGCACCACAUGUUGAAAAUGAUCAAUAUAUUUGUUUUGAUUCUAAAUGUGAUAACUUAAAAAAUAAAAAUACAGAAACAUCUAAUUCAUUUGUUUCAUGUUUAGGAGCUACUCCACAUAUUGUAACUUUUAAUUUGUCGAAUUUAUCAAUUCGAAAGCUUUAUUCAGAUGCCUUUGAUAGAUGUGUCUGUUGCUCAGAACCCGUGAUUUUAAAGUAUCAGGAAAACAAGCCCGAGUUCGUCAAAAAGGUGAUUAGCGAAAGCCUUGUGCUGGAGGAAAUAACCAACAUGAAUAUUCUCAAGCAAGCCGACGAAGGAGAUGUGAUAAUUUUUGAUUAA